GUUUUAUUAUAUUAAUAUUUAAACAAGUACCUACUUAUUUUAAUUAAUUUUUUAUGUUCUCAAUAUUUGACAACUAUAAUUCAAAAAGAUCCAUCUAUCAUGGAAUAUCAUAAAACGUUUACAAAUUUGCCACAAAAUUCAAAGUAAGAAAGUGUAUUUAUUAUUAUUAUCGUUUUUUUUUAUUAUUAUUAUUGAAACUUUAAAAAAAAAAACAAUUCGUUUUGGCAAUUACAGUUUAAUUACAAUUAAUUAAGAAGAUAAAAAAAAAUAAUUAAUAUACAAAAAGAAAAAAGAAUAAUAAAACAGGGUUAUAUACACAUAACAUCUAAAUUAUAACAAAAAGUUCAUCUGAGUGAUAAAGGAAAUAGUUGAAGAAAUUAUUGGGAUUAAUUGAAAAGGGGAGGAUAGAAUGAGAAUUGAAAUGGAUAUUGAGGAAAGUUACUAGAGCAAAAAAAGAAUUUCGCUGAGUAAUAGGACGGGAACAUUGAGAGAGAAUAUAGGAAAUACCACAGAUCGGAGCAUGGAGGAUUCAUAGAUUAUUAUAUCAUAUUAUGUAUUUCGUUUCCUUCGCCUUCAUCCCAAUGAUUUAUGAUCGGCCAUCCUCAUCCUAAUAAAUUUCAAUGUGACAUCUCUCACCUCCCAUACACUUGCUGUACGGAUAUCAUUCUCAAUUGUAUCGAACCACUUCUGUCGGUCUUCCUAUCCCACUGUUUUCUCCUACUUUUUUUUCAAUAGAAUUCUUACUACUUUAGAUUCUUCUCACCCUUGCCAUGCCCAAAAAGUAUCCGUCUAUUUUCUCUCAUUUUGUUUGCUAUUGAAAUCAUGCCUAAACUAUCUCUUAUGUAAUCAUUCCUUAUCCUAUCUUCUAUCGUCAUUCCACCAAUCCACCUAAGUAUUCUCAUCUCUGCAGCUCAGCGGUACGAACAUAGAAUAUCUCACCACACAUUAGUAGAACUUAUCUUUAGGUAUCUUUAGGGUAGGUAGGUAAGAUAAAUAUCACAAUAGAAUGUUAAUAUAACACUUGAGCUAUUUGUUUCAUAAAUUUUCAAAAAAAAAAAAAAAAAAAAAUUAAUACUUUACAAGAUGUUGCAAUAAUCGUGUAUUUGCGGAACACCUUUACAUGCCUUUAUAUAUAAUGUGUGUAUAUAUAUUUUGUCUGCUGAGUAUUACCAAAAAACCUAUUAGUUUUAGUAGGUUUAGUAGGUUUACUAAGGUACAAUCCAUAGUUAUAUAGAUAGAUAAGGAAAUUCGCUUGUCUUAUUGUGAGAUAUCGAAUAUUCAUAGAUUUUAUUUUAUACACUGUAAUUUAACAAACUUUAAACUAGAAAAUAUAUGAGAAAUACUAUUGAGUCAUGUACAAAUUUUGAAUAUGUUAUUUAUAAAUAUUUUUGACCUGUGGUAGAUCCUAUAGAAUAAAACAUAAAAUUUGGUAUUUUUGGCAAUUGGUUAUGAAUAAUAUUUAGAAAAAAUUUGUUCUAUAAAUAAACUACAGUAGAAAGCUUAUAAACCAAGUAUAUAGGCUCCAUAGAAAUGUUAAUUAAUUUAAUUUAAUUAAUUAAAACAUUAUCUAAAAAAGACAUUAAUUGGUUUCUAAUAUUUUUAGAUCACUUAAGGAAGAGACUUCUGAUGACACCGGGUCUUACAGUGGUCAUUAUAUAAAUAUGUCAAUAACAUCGGAGUGAGUAUUAUUAUGAAAUUUAAUAUUUUAAUAUCUGUAUUUUUUAAAUAUAACUUUAUACUCUAAUAUUAGCACUGAUGUAAUGUUAAACCUAUAGGGUAAAAUAUUGACUUAACAAUUUAUCAUUUGCAUAGAAGACUACGUACCAAACACAACCGAUCUUUUUAUGGGAAAACUUUUACAAAAAAUUAUCUAUUUUUUGUUUAUUUAACCUAUCACCCUCUAUACAUGUGGUGUAAAAUGCCACAUUGCACAGUGUGAAAAUGUACAUCAUUGAUUUUUUUUUUUUUUUUUUUUUUUUUUUAUUAAAAUAUAUAAUAUUUUUAGUUUUAAACCCAUACUAUAAAUUAUACAUUAUUUUUAAUAAAUAAUUGAAACACUUAUUAAAAAUGUAAAGUAAACUGUAAAUUAUAUGCUUGCCAGAACAAUAAAUUAAUAUAGAGUGAAAAUUUUAAAUAGGAGACAUCUUUUUUUGUUUACCGUUAGUUAUUUAGUGAGGUAAAUUUUUGAAAUUCAUAAAGGAUAAUAUGUGAAAUGAAAAUAUUUGUGCUAUGUUAAAUUAAAUUAAAAUGUUGAUAAUUUUUAUCAUAUCACAUUGACAAUAAGUUUGUUGAAUGAGUUCAUUAUCAUAAAACCUAAUGCUGCCAUUGUCUUGUCAUUAUUUUUAAUAAUAAUCCACUGUAUUAUAGUGGAUUGUUAGUACUGUUAUUGUAUCACUAUUAUUAAAUUAAGAUUUAAAUAGUGUCUGCUAUUGGGAAGUGUCCAUUAGAGGAGGUUUCACUGUAAUAUUAAAACUGUUUUUGUCUUUACAUUUUAAAUACAUCUUAUAUUAAUAUAAUUUAUUAAAGUUUUAAUGUAGUUUUAGAAACAAGGUGAUUGAAGUAACAACAUAGUAUUCUCUAUUUGUGUUUGAUUUUAUUAGUAAUUAUUAUUAUAUUUUUCAGAAACUCUGAAGAAAAAGAUAAAGUUAAUAAUUCUGUUACAAAAAGAGAAAUUGAUAUUAUUGAUGGAGUUUAUUACGAAAGUAUAAUUACUAUUGAACCUAGUAGUUUGGAUUUAUUAUUGAGUAAAAAAGUAAAUCGUGAAAAAAAAUGGUUUAUUUGCGCUCAUUGUAACAAAAACUUUAGUUUAAAAUCUUUUUUGAUAUACCAUAUGGAAACGCACACUGAAAAUCAAACAUACCAAUGUAAAAUAUGUUAUCUAUCAUUCUCUACCUCAUCUGUUUUGCAAAAUCACAUAAAAGAAACGCAUACACAAGAAACACAAGAGCAAUGUGAAAAUGAAUCAUUGGAAACAGAGUGAGUAUUAUUUAAUUUUAUAUUUAACUGUGUGUAUUCUUUGAGUAUAAUUUUAAGAUUCUGGGGCAUAUAUAAUGAUGUUAAUUUUGUUUAUACUGUGUAGAAAAUUUCUACCGGAAUUCUUUCUUCGAAGAUGCAUGCAGUGUCUGAUACAGAAUUAUGUCUAUUUGGUACUUUAAUGAGGUCAAUUUCCACACAGUUUUAAUAAUAAUUCAGAAAAAUAAUGCUUUUAGCAUUUUUUUUUUUUUUGUUUUUCCUUAGUUGAAAAUGUGCGUACAGACUUGUCACCAGUCUUCUAGAAUUUUAUAAAAAAAAUAAUAGAGCAUAAUUAUUCCAUUAAUGGAGUAUAGAGAGCCUAUGUACUAGGUAGGUAUAUAAUAUGCUCUUUAAAAGUCUAGACCUGACCAGUAUUAUCUUCAAAGUUUGGAUCAUUACACCUUAUCACAUAUUAAAAUACCACUUAGUUUACCAAUAGAUGUUACACACCUGAUAUUAGCAUAAUAAUAUUGAAAACUAAUUUUUUCAUUUAUAAUAAAUUAUAUGGCAAUCUACAAGCUAUUAAGAAAAAUUAAUUACGACCAUUUUUCUAUAAUAACAUGUAAAUAUCAGUUUGCAUGAGUAGAUAUCAUAUAAUUAAAAUACAAGAUUUUUUUGAAUUUUGUAAGUUUUUAUGUGAUUAUUUAAUGUUGAUAACAAUUUUUAGCUGAAUAGAAAUGCUUGCAAAUUUAUAUGAGGUUUAUUCUAAUUUUACUCGAGUGGAUUAUUUUUUUUUUUUUUAAUAAAAGUUUUGAGAUCAAAUUUUAAUGAAACUCACAAAUUUCUGAUAUUUUAAAAACCAUGUAAAAUACCUAACUUCUCCCAGAAUUUUUAUUUGUUCAUUUUAACUUAAUUAGUUUUUUUUAUUAAUUACUAUUAAUUAAUAACAUUUUACAAACUUUGUUAUUUCUAUCAGUAAUUAAUGUGAUUAUUACAUUUUUCAGAAACAUAAACAAUGAAAAAGAUGUAGAAGAGGAAAUAAAUACUACCGUUGAAAAUGAAGAAGUUGAUUUGACUGAUGAGGAGGCUCCUAUCGAAAACGAUCCAACCAUUCAUUCCCCGGAAAUACCACCUGUAGAAAAUAACCUUUAUAAAUGUGAGCAAUGCAGGAAACCAUUUGGUCGGCCAGACUUCAACCGUAAAGAAAGUCGCCCAUUUAUCAAAAACCCAAAACAGAUAUUUAAAUGUAAUUACUGUAAACGGGAACUAAUGCAAGAUGGCAUUAUACAAUAUCAUCUAACAACUCAUCCACCACUCAUAUGUGAUUUUUGCCAUGGAGCCUUUACUACAAAAUACAGUGUAAGUAACCGUUCAAAUCGCGUACACGGAAAAAACCCCAGAAAGAUCCGAAAAAAACGUAUGCACAAAAAAAAACCAUUUUGAAUCUAACAUGUCAUAUACUGCAGCAUCCUCUGAAGCAUAAAAAAACUCACAAUAAGGAAAGACCACACUAAUGUAAUAUAUGUAUGAAGUAGUGAUGUCAUAUAAAUCGAGGAUACUGAAGAAAAAAUAUAGAUAUCAUAUUUCUGACCUCAACUUCUGAUAUUAGAUUUCAC
Cinara cedri is the source of this 4568-nucleotide messenger RNA. Lineage: Eukaryota; Metazoa; Arthropoda; Insecta; Hemiptera; Aphididae. The record is from the annotation of a GenBank genome assembly.